This is a messenger RNA of Labeo rohita (rohu), 6136 nucleotides long. It is a transcript of the gene dyrk3, whose product is annotated as dual specificity tyrosine phosphorylation regulated kinase 3. The transcript is spliced from 3 exons. Gene Ontology annotation, biological process: positive regulation of cell cycle G2/M phase transition; cytoplasmic stress granule disassembly; peptidyl-serine phosphorylation. Gene Ontology annotation, cellular component: nucleus. Lineage: Eukaryota; Metazoa; Chordata; Actinopteri; Cypriniformes; Cyprinidae. Gene Ontology annotation, molecular function: ATP binding; protein serine/threonine kinase activity; protein serine/threonine/tyrosine kinase activity. The record is from RefSeq and is a predicted model, not a curated record. The coding region runs from base 2134 to 3702 and encodes 522 amino acids.
CCUGACUUUCUGUCCUCGCAGACCCAGUGUCCAGGAUUUCUAGCCGUCAUCCUCUCACGAGAGUCUUUCAGUGAGGAGUAUUUCUCUAGAACUGUUCUAAAGAACAGCUGAGCUUGAAAAUCUGACUCACUAUGAGGUCUUUUGUAUAUCAGUUUUUCAGUCUCUGUUCUUUGAGCUGAUGAUUUUUCACCCCUGUGGUACAGAGGCUUAGCUAAGCACAUGUACUGCUGCCACUUGUGCCUCUUGGAAUGUCACAUAUUUAGACAAGCCUUUCUCCCACAUUCUGAUAGUGGUACAGGUUACAUCUGCAGCACAUCAAGUAUGUUUAUUGUGCCUCACAGCAUGUCUAUCAAAUGGAAAGCCAGUGCUUUUAAUAUUUCAAUAAAUAAAAUGUAAUUUUAUUACAUUUAAAUUUUUAUGGUGAGCAAAUACACUAAAACAAUAUCAGGUGUUCAAACUAGACAGAUUGAGCCUUUUAAUGAGGUCCAUGUAGCUUAUAGUAUGAUACGUCAAUGUGGGACCGGAGAUGGUAAAGCAUAUGAUAAUCCGAUUCUCCACUGUACUAUUAUGCAAUAAAUAAUUCUGAGUACAUGUUGGAUCUGGUGACAUUUUUUACGGUUAUGAGACUAUAUUGUUUCUUUUCAUGCUACUAUACUGGACUUCUGAGAUCAGAGCAAUGUUAUUGUUAUUACCCUCAGUAAAUAAUUAACUAGCAAUUGGAUUUCCAUAAACGUUCAGUAAACAAUCCGGGAUUGGAUGACUUUGAUUUUCUGGCAUUUGGGGUACAAGCAGCUUCCAGUAGUUCCAACCAUUCAUUUAGCUACUGACAUUACCGAUUUAAUUUGGGUCAUGUACUCCUUGUUAAGUUAACCAAGCUCUUUUUGUUGUGAUUGAACAGCUGAUGCAUUUGGCUAGUCUCUGCAGUAUCCUUCAGUUCCCAACACACUGGUUUCUAUUUUCGUCCCACUCCUUGAAACUGCCUUUCCCCUUCCCCCUCCCAAACAAUUGGCCCAGUUUACUGGGCACCUUAUAAUUUUAUCUGCAUGAUCUAAUUUUUUGUCCUCUGCUUUUUCUUCCUGUGCUGUAUGCAGAGCCAAAUAGACAAUAUCUUGGGUUUAACUAUAAAUUUUUAAUAGUGAGAUCUUAAAUAGGCAUUGGACUUGGAGCAGUUAUGGUGCAUUAAACAUCCUUAAUGUGAAAGAGAGUUCCCCUGUUCCCGUUCACUUAGGAAAACUCACCGUGACUGGCAUAAGCAACCUCUGUUCAUGGCAUGCUUAUAUUGUAAGGCAAAAGUUCAGUGCAUAUUUAAUGAUAUAGUUAGGUCUAGUGGCUAUUCCUCAACCAUGGAGAGAAUUCUUUCCAAUCGCUGUGCUAAAAGUAUGUGGAACUAUUAUGGUGAAGUCAUACACCCUUUCUAAAAGAAAAUUUCCACAUGGCUUUGUUUUCCCAGUCAACUGAAAUGUAGUUAGGUCUGUAUUCAUAUUGCAUUUCUGUUUUGUUUUGAAGCAUUGAGCUAGUGCUGGGCAAUAUACUGGUUUAAACGGUAACCCAAUUUGAAUUACGCACAUCGUAUGAAUAUUUUAAAUACCGCCAUACAAGUGGCUAAGCAAUGUAAACAGUGUUGUGAAUUGAAGGAUCCCUGUUAACUGCAUACAUACACUUUCGACUAAUGGUUGGAAAACUUUUAGAACUAUUAAUAACAUACAACUAAUACUUUAACUGGGCAAAUAAAUUAAAUGUAAACGGCUGUUAACAGAAGCCAGAGAUGCUGAAGACUAACACAAGGAGGAGAAAAUACUGUAGCAGGCAGAGCUAACUCGUAAUCAUAAAUACUGAACUGGGGAUGGUGGCUUAUAUGAACUGACUGUCUUCAGAAAAAUUUAGAUGCCAUUUUUUUCAUUUUAUCUACAUAUAAUGUAUAUUAAUGUAUUAUUUAAAAUGUAUUAAUGUAUUAUUAAUGUAUUAUUUGUUUUGUUUAUAGUCGUAAUGAAGGAAACACUGUAUCACUGCUGUUCCAUAAGCUCCACCUGCUGUCAGAGAUUCUACGCAGAAACCAGAAGCGAUAUAAGGAAGCCUCCCUUUAAUUUUGAACGUCCACUCAGCUGAAAAUAUAAUGGUGUCAACAAGCCUACAAUGAAGGAUCCCCAAGCAGUCCGCGGAGGACAGAAGGUGAAGUAUGUUUACGAGGACACAUACAACCGCAAACUCAAUGGUGUGAGCCAGCACAAUGGCACAAGCCAAGUACCAGCUAAGCCCCAACCUGCAAUCUCCAAAGAGAGAAGCGUGGACAGCAAUAGUUCCGUCAAGUCGUCUGAGAGCUCAACAAAAGUCACAAAGCUGGCCAGCCCAAUGACCUCAGAACAAGCUCUCAAGCAGUACCGGCAGCAGCUGACUACCUUGGAGCAGCAGGAGAUCCACAACUAUCCUGAGAUCUAUUUCCUGGGACCAAAUGCCAAGAAGAGGCAGGCAGUAGCUGGGGGCACCAACAAUAGUGGAUAUGACGAUGACCAGGGAGGAUACAUCCAUGUACCUCAUGACCACCUUGCCUAUCGCUAUGAGUUCCUCAAGGUGAUUGGCAAAGGUAGUUUCGGACAAGUGGCAAAGGUUUACGACCACAAGUUACAGCAGCACCUCGCCUUGAAGAUGGUGCGCAAUGAGAAACGCUUCCAUCGGCAAGCUGCUGAGGAGAUCCGAAUUCUGGAGCAUCUGAAGAAGCAAGACAAGACAGGCAGCAUGAACGUAGUUCACAUGUUGGAGAAUUUCACCUUCCGCAAUCACAUAUGUAUGACUUUUGAGCUGCUUAGCAUGAAUCUGUACGAGCUCAUCAAACGCAACAAGUUCCAGGGUUUCAGUCUCCCGCUGGUACGCAAGUUUGCACACUCCAUUCUCCAAUGCUUGGAAGCACUCCACCGCCAUAAGAUCAUCCACUGUGACCUGAAACCAGAGAAUAUCUUACUGAAGCAGCAAGGCAGGAGUGGCAUCAAGGUCAUUGACUUCGGCUCCAGCUGUUUCGAUCACCAGCGUGUCUACACGUAUAUCCAAUCCCGCUUCUACCGUGCGCCCGAAGUCAUCUUAGGAUCACGAUAUGGAAUGCCUAUAGACAUGUGGAGCUUUGGUUGCAUUCUGGCAGAGCUACUUACCGGAUACCCUUUGUUUCCUGGUGAAGAUGAAGGUGACCAGCUGGCUUGCAUGAUGGAGCUACUAGGUAUGCCACCUCAGAAACUGCUGGAACAAGCCAAGCGUGCCAAGAACUUUAUCAGCUCUAAAGGCCACCCACGCUACUGCACGGUCAGCACACUUAGCAAUGGCACCGUAGUCCUCAACGGGAGCCGUUCUCGCCGAGGAAAAAUGCGAGGUCCCCCAGGAAGCAAGGAGUUUGGGGCAGCCCUCAAAGGCUGUGAUGACUCCACAUUUAUUGACUUUCUGAAGAAGUGUCUGGAUUGGGACCCUAGUACUCGAAUGACACCAGUUCAGGCCUUAAGACACCCCUGGCUCUACAAGAGACUCCCUAAGCCUGUACCUGGUGGUGAGAAGUCCAUGGUGCCCAAGCGGAUCACAGAGCACAGCACCUCUUUCCCUACUAUCAUCUCCAAGGUACCCCCCGUCACAGGCUCGACCAACAACAAACUGCGGACCACCAUGAUGGGGGACUCCACUGGAAGUAUACCUUUUCGCACAGUGCUGCCGAAGCUUGUUUCAUAGAGAUUCCUUAGCUUUUCAGGGAUAAAGACAUAUGUAGCAGUUUUAGAAGUUUUGGUUGGUUUUUCUAAACGAGUGUCAGAACUCCGUUUUUAAUGUAACAAGCAAAAACAAUUUUAUACAACUAUACUGUGUUUUAAUCAAAUGGCCUUCAGAGUGUAAAAUUCAAAGUUGACAUCAGGGCUGUUUUUUUACACCUUGGUCUUGAAUUGAGUGCUGUUGAUUGGAGUGGGUGAACUUAUGAUGCUGACUGCUCAUCCUGUCCUUUCUAAAGUUUACACUACUUCUGCUCAGACAAACGUACAGCUUAUUGCAUCUCUAAGGGCUUGUGUGUAUGACUCUUAGUAUACUUUUAAGGGCUCAAAGUGGAUUUUUGUAGUUUUAGGUUGAACAUCUAACUCUAAUCUUCAUUUAAAAAUCAUUUUUAAAUGUCUGUUUAGCCCAUGUUAUCAUCUUAUGUUACUUGCAUACCAGUGAGAGGUCAAGCUCUGAGCUAUUUCUGUCCACAACUGUUCAUUUUUUGUUAAAAGCUUUUGCUUUGGAUCAGUUACCCUAGAACAAGAUGAAGAAAGUUAUAUUUGUUUGUAAGUGGUAAAGUAAUGCAGGUCACAGUGCUGUUUUAUGGCCGUUCCCAUUCCUGGGAGGUAUUGGGAAAGAGGGACACAACUUAAGUGUCAUAGGAGUGUGUUUUUAUCAGUGCUGUUUUGAAAGAUAUUGGUCAGGUUUCACAUGAAGGCAACAGCCAGUAUCACGUGUUUGUCUGUACAUGGCGGUAUGUAUUUCCCUGAAGCUGCUGGUUGGGGGAAGGGAAUUGUUGGCAAUAUUUUCAACAACAGUGUGCUGUUUGCACAAAGUGAUGAUGGAUACCAAACAGCUAGUGUAAGGAUUCAUAAACAUAUUCAAAUUACUAGCUAACAAAAGGUAGAUGACAUGCAUCCUUCAGAAUUCUGUUUGUCCUAUGAACCUCUCCCUUGUCCAGUAGUUUCCAGUGUUUAGUUUUUAUUUUGCUUGCAACUACAGCAACUGUUCUUGUCAUUCAUACUGUGAGAAGAUAUGAAAAAACAGUAAAAUGACUAAAAAUAUAAUGCAGGGUCAUUCCCCUCCCCCAGAUCUCAGCAUCAGUAUAUAGAGUGGAUAAUUUCCAUUAAUUGUGUGGUCUGAAAUAUCUCUUCACAGUGACCUAUUUUGUUCCCUUUCAGUCUUAGAAUCUCAUUCUUUAUACAGUCGAGCACGCAGCACAUUCACCCACCCACAGUAGCACUGGUCCUUGUCCGCACUUAGAGUACUUGUCCAUGUGAACCCCCUAUUAGGACAAACAAUAUAUGCAUUUAAUAGUUCGGAAGGUAUGAUUUAAUGUAAGCAUGUUUUUUGACACUGCCUCACUCUUUCUAGCUGUGAAUUGAACACCUAAUGCUUAGAAGCUAACUGUUGCAAGGUAAGACACUAAUCUGCUAAAGGACUGUGAAAAUGAAUGGUGCUUAACACAUUGGCCCUGACAGGUGUAUGCAAAGCAUCUGUGUGCUACCUGGACCAAGUGGAUACCAGGCAAGUAGUUGUGAAAGUCCUCUUAAUUGGAAAAACAACAUUGUCUUUUCACACCUCUUUCUCAGGUUUUAACCAUCCUUUGGGAUUUAAUGGACAUUAAUAUAUGAUUCCACACACCUAGCUGAUGAUAUGGCACUCAGUAAAGCUAGGUUUCAGAAAAACGUUAUAGCUUUAGAGACAUUGGUGCUCAAAUUAGACUAUAAACUUCAUAAUCAUUUUUGGGUUCAUUCGUGGUCUCCUGCAAAGUUUAAGCUGUUGUGUGUGCUGUUGAAAUACAUCAGGGAAAAGUGUCCAGGCAAAAGUGGAUUUAGUGUUGUUUUUCUACCUCUUUCUUGCCUAUGAAAUCCAUCUUGUAUGCUCUAGAGAGAUCUCUACCACACAGCAUCUCACUUCAGAUCUUUCUACUUCGCUUCUGCGUUCCCGCCUGUUUGCGUUAUUGUGAAUUUUUCACCAAAGCACCCGUUCUCUUAGUUGUCUCUUUGUAGUUUGUCUCAGUGCAUGGUCUCCUCGGUUUGGGGAGGAAUCUAGUCUUGUGCCUUUAACUGAACACACUUGACUAAAUCAACGCUAAGCACGGGGUGACUAAUGUUUUUCUUCCAGCUUUAAUGGUCAGGUUUUUGUAUUGCUUUUAUUUCACCCUUUUAUAGAGUUUUUACUGUUACUUGUGUUUUAAAGAGAAGUGAAAGAGAUAAUGAUGUAAUUUUUCUUCAGACAUUGUUGACUGUUGGCCAUGUGGUUUGCAUGAUAAUCACAGAAUGCAUGAAAAUAAGUGAAACAGGUGUAAAUGACAAGAUUUAAAUAAGGACAACGUGUGUGUAAGUAACCAAAUGAGCUUGUAUUAGUUUCUUUUAUAAAAAAAAAAAAGAAAGAAAUAAAAUUGUUAUUACCAGUC